CGAGAGACACAUAGUGAUACAAGAGCUGGGAGGCGGCUGGGGCGCGGACCUUGCAAAGCCAGCCAGCCAGCCCGCCUCUGUCCCCGCGGCCCGCCGAGGCUCCGAGCCACCCAGCGAUCCAGCCAGCGGCCUCAGGAGAGCUCGCCCCUAGACAGGGGACCCACUGUACCGGCCCCACGGUCUCAGAAAAGAAGGCGGAGACACUUCGGUACCCCCAGGUCAGGCCCUGCCAUGGGGAAGACCAACAGCAAGCUGGCCCCAGAGGUGCUGGAGGACCUGGUUCAGAACACCGAGUUCAGCGAGCAGGAGCUGAAGCAGUGGUACAAGGGCUUCCUGAAGGACUGCCCCAGUGGCAUCCUGAACCUGGAGGAGUUCCAGCAGCUCUACAUCAAGUUCUUUCCCUACGGCGAUGCCUCCAAAUUCGCGCAACACGCUUUCCGCACCUUUGACAAGAACGGCGAUGGCACCAUCGACUUCCGGGAGUUCAUCUGCGCCCUGUCGGUCACCUCCCGCGGCAGCUUCGAGCAGAAACUCAACUGGGCCUUUGAGAUGUACGACCUGGACGGCGACGGGCGCAUCACGCGCCUCGAGAUGUUGGAGAUCAUCGAGGCUAUCUACAAGAUGGUGGGCACUGUGAUCAUGAUGCGCAUGAACCAAGAUGGGCUCACACCCCAGCAGCGUGUGGACAAGAUCUUCAAGAAGAUGGACCAAGAUAAGGAUGACCAGAUCACGCUGGAGGAGUUCAAGGAGGCGGCCAAAAGCGACCCAUCCAUUGUGCUGCUGCUGCAGUGUGACAUGCAGAAGUAGAGGCUGGUGAGGGGCAGGGCCCCUGGCCAGGAGGGGUGUGGUCACUUCCCACCCCAUGACCUCCCAGGGGGAGGGAUACUCCAGUCUUACCCUCUGGCUCACCCAUCCCUCUGCCCAAGUUCUUGCUCUCCUCAGUCAAGACCCUUGAGGGACCACCUAACCCUGGAAAAGACAGAUCCUUAGGUAUCCUGUCAUCUUGCCUCAUCCCCAGUCUCAGCCCAGGAUUCAACAUCCACUGGGUAUAGGAGAGUUGAUUUUUGCCCCAAGAGGCAGAGUUAAGAAGGGGUUCUGCUUUGAAAUUCUGUUGUCCUGGGAUGCUGCUUUCUAGGAUAUGGUCCCACAGGCCCAAGUUCAAGGGCCAAAUUGGGUCUGUCCUUUUGUUGAGGAUCCAGGUCUCUGCCCUGCCCCCUUGAUUCUACCUGGUCUCUCUGGCCCCAGUCUUUGGAGUGUUCAUUCAGUCCUUUCUUCAGCUACUGUUUAUUGAGCACCUGUCCAAUGCCAGGCACCUCUAGGUGCUAGGGAUAUGGUAGUUUACAGGACACAUUUGUGUGCUCUGGAAGCUCGCAGGGUAGCGAGGCAGACUUCCGUAUCAAGGUCUUAGAAGGGCUGUUGGGCACAGCUCAGCAGAGGGUGAAGUCAGGGUGGUUAAUAACUGUUCAGUGUUUCAAGUCAGCUCCCCACAGAGCUGAAGAAGUGCGAAAUAAAAAGUAUUUAGACAUCUAGGGACCUUGCAAAUAGAAGUCUUAAGAAGAGUUGAAAUUAUGUCAUAGUUAUUUUUUUAGUACCCUUUAAAAGAGCUAAAGUCAUUUUCUUAGUUUCAAAUAUGAAAACAUAGUUUAUAUUUCUUGGCUUCUUGUCAGAUGAUUACAUGAAUAUAGAAAAUGCUAACUUGCAGGGAGUGGAAGGAGCUGAGAAAUAGAGGGACAAUAUCAUCAAACUUGCCAGAUGACACUUUUUCUUAGCAGGCUAAGUCCUAAGCUGUUACCAUCAGCAGUUUCUGCUGCUUCUGCUGCUUCCUUUCUAAUGAUUUUUUUUUUUCCCAACUCAGCGAGCAACUCUCUAUUGUACACUUAUUCUGGUUGGGUACGGACCUCAGAGACAAAAAAAAAACAGGGUCUGCCAAGAGUGAGACGAAUGUAUUUCCCACAUCAUGGUAGCUCAGCUCUGGGUUUGACUGAGUCUCAAGGAUGGACUUGUUCAUUCACUGCUCCAGAAGCAGAAGGAGCUAGAAGAAGAGGACCACCUGGCCACUGUUUAGGCUGCCAGGCUGUGUUUGUGGACCAAAUGUCUAAAACUGUAUUAGGCAGGUUCCAUUUGAAAGAUCUUUUUGACAUAUAUACCCCCAAUCCUAAAUCUGCCAAGUAAUUCAAUCUGUCUUCUUCCAGCUGCACUGGCUUUACUUCCCCAUGUCUACUUUCAAAUUUUGGAUCCAUGAGCUAUAUACAGUUGCAUGCUUUGACUGCCAGAAAAAUCCAUCUUGUUUCUUUAUCAAAUUUUUUUCAGUCUCCUUUCUUCUCUACCUGUGAUCAGAAAUUAGCUUUGCUGUACAGUGACAGUUGGUUUCCUCUUGAACUGCUGGUGAAAAUAAUCUAGUCCACAGGUGCUGUCCUUCCAGGGUGGGAGCAGGGAAUGGUUGCUGAGUCCGGGGGUACAGGAUCAUAUCUGCAGGGAAGAGAUGCAGCAUGCCUCUUACUUCUGAGUGUUUACCUGUCCUCCCUCUCUAAAAGUAGAAACUCUUCAGAAUGCUGGAUUUUUACCCCAAACUCUGUUAGGCCUUCCUUCUUGCUGCCCUGAGAGGUAGCAAGGCUACUAGGCUGCCGCCCUCUUUCUGUCUUUCUGGCUUUGACCAGCCACAUGAAAAGCCUGCGAGAUUCACAUUGUCAGGCUGUAGCCAGCAGGGUUUUAUCCAAUUAAACCUCAAGGGGUGCUCCCUUGCUCUCAGGAGCUGGCCACUACAUGUGUCUUGUGCUGUCAGUCAACAUCACAGACACACAGAUACUCAGUAGCCUGGGUCAACUGAGACCUGAGUUUUCUGGGGGAAGGUUUUUUACACAGUGGGGCUCCUUUCCCCUAAAUACUGAAUCUAACCUAAUAUACAACACACAGAACUUCAUGACUUUCAAAGGCAUAUCAUCUACCCUGUCCCAUUCUCUUCUCAUAAGCUAUGGAAAGAGAGCUUCUUAUCCCUUUCUCCAGACCUGGGAACUGAGUCAUUGAGAGGGUGAGUCUCUUGUGCCAGAACAGUCUCAGGAGGUGGCACAGUGCUGAGGCUUAAACCCAGAGUUUGAAGCAGGAUUAUUUCCCUCAGUCUCUUCCCUGCUCAUUUCUCUGAUGCAGAAUUGUGCAUAGGUUGACUGUGGGGCAAACUAAGUUGGUUUUAGCCUUUUACGAGCUUCCUACUAAGAAGUUUCUAAGGCUGUGGUCUUAAAAAAAAAAAUAGGAGCUUGGUUGAAGUCCUCACAGUUUGAGCAUCCUGUCUUCUGCUCCUGGAUAUUUCUGCUAAUCAAUCAGUACUGUCUUGGCACACCUCAGACUCAGAAACCCAGAAGCAACUUGCACUGUCUUAGUCACCACUCUCCUUCCUAAGAAAACAUUUUGUUUUCUCCUUGAUGGUAGGUAUGUUCUAUCCAUGAGGGCAUCUUUGGUAACUUCAGGUUUCUGGAGACAUACCCGUGGGUGAUAUUUGCUGGUCAGGUCAAGGAUUCUCAGCCAGCCCAGCAGUGUAAACACAAACUACCUAGAAAGGAACUGGGAUCACUAUCUCAAGGCUAGGAGAAACCACAGACAGGCAGGGCUUUGCUCCCGCAUGCUCCUGGGUGUCCCAGGCCUGUGUAUUCCGGAGCCUCUGUGGUAGAGCGCCAGAACUGCCUUGGGAAGAGAGGCAGGCUUCACGUUCCUGCCCCAGCUAAGCAGGGCUUCCCACAGAACACGAGGCUAGCAGUGCAGAGACUCUAACACAAGGCAGUGAAAACACUGAUACAUCUGAGCCUCCCUGUGAAGUUCUCUAUCUUCCUGCAGUAACUCUGUAAAUUCCAAGAUCCCAGAAUCUUGCCUUCUUACUGACUCUUUUGUGAUAAUUGAUGAGUCCUUUAUUUCUUAUCUGCAAAAAUCUUCAGCAAGGGCUACUUCAUAUGGCCAUUUCAGUCCCCCCCCAAUAUAGUCAGAAUUAUAUAAUGAACCUUUUAAUCAAAAAAUUAAGAAAAAGGACACUAGAGGCAAAGGCUUUUUUUUUUCCUGACACUGAUAAAGUCCCUAAGGUAGAAAUUCAUCCUACUACAGAUAGAAGGAAAGCAGAAGAGGGAGAAGAUACUUGGGUUUAUAGGCAGGAGAGUAAAUGACACUGUAAAUACUUUUACACAAACCCACAGAAAUGUAUUAAAACAAGUAUUUCCUGAAGAUCGACCCUUAGUGAGGCUUUGUGCUUACUGACUCUGUGCAGAUCACUGUGGAGGCAAGAAUACAUUUCUUAGGUAUUGUGUUCACCUUUUUUUUAAAAAAAAUAAUGAUUCAAAUCCUAUAAUUGAGGGGACUCAGGAAAAAAAAAAAGAUGAGGUAUUUUUUUUUUUGAAUCCUGAAAUUUUCAGGAUUUUCUUCUCCCUUUGCCAAUAUGUAGGGGCAGGUCUGGGCCUCUCAAGAUGAGUGGCUUUUCCUGCCAAGUGGAGGUUGGGGGAGUGUGAAGUCCCAGGAAGUGGGGACAGGUUAGAGGGGCAGAAGAGAUUCUCCCAACUCAUUCUCUAGCACCGACCCCUGUCCCUCCAGAUGUGCUGUUCCUGGCUGUGCCCAGAGUGACUGUCCUCACUGUUCAACCCUGUGCUGUGCAGUGUGUUUUUCUUCACUGACGGUGAAUAAAAAAAGUGUGACUGCCUA
Messenger RNA from Erinaceus europaeus (western European hedgehog), 4674 nucleotides. RefSeq names its product hippocalcin like 4 (gene HPCAL4). The coding region runs from base 232 to 807 and encodes 191 amino acids. The record is from RefSeq and is a predicted model, not a curated record. NCBI's taxonomy places the organism in Eukaryota, Metazoa, Chordata, Mammalia, Eulipotyphla, Erinaceidae. Gene Ontology annotation, molecular function: calcium ion binding. The transcript is spliced from 5 exons.